Messenger RNA from Bipolaris sorokiniana ND90Pr, 216 nucleotides. RefSeq lists its product as uncharacterized. The transcript has a single exon. NCBI's taxonomy places the organism in Eukaryota, Fungi, Ascomycota, Dothideomycetes, Pleosporales, Pleosporaceae. The record is from RefSeq and is a predicted model, not a curated record. The annotation marks the transcript as partial.
GACAUUAUAGCAGAAGAGGUACGCCGCCGUAGGAGAGGGCGUAAGCUAUACUACGAGGUGAAGUGGAAAGGGUUCCACCGAACGACGCUCGAACCAGCGGAGCUACUAGAGGACGCUGAGGCAGUAGAUCGUUGGGAAGCGUUCACAGAGACCAAACGAGACAGCGAGGGCCGCCUCCCGGAAGGGUUUCGGAGAGGCGAUGCGGUAUCACCCUAA